AUGCUGCAUGAGCUCAACAUACUUCGUCAUCAUUCUGUCAUUCUCAUCACCGGAAUUGGUGGCGGAAAGUCCACGCAAACUCGAGGAGUUGCAUUCCUCAAGCUCCGCUCACUUCGCUCAAAAUCAGACGUCAUCAUUCAAGCUCACAUUCUGCAGACGUUAACAAACAUCUUGCCAUCAUUCAUCGCUGCACCACAGGAAUGGCCGCAUCUCACCAAGUUAGCCUUGGCGGAUCCAGAUUUUCUGACACCACAGCCAGUGGAUAUUAUCAUUAGAGCUGACUCAUAUGGGCAGAUCAUCAAGCCCAACAUCAUCAAACGGGAUACAUUAAUGCCAAUUGCGCAGUUCUCAAUCUUUGGAUGGCUCGUUCUCGGGCCUGUCGACACAUCAUCAUCGGCACCUGCUGCAGUGCAUCAUGCAUCGAUUCAGGAGCGGGAAGAUGCUCUCGACGAGUUACUGUCGAGAUUUUGGACACAGGAAGAAGUGCCUGCGAGCAACAAUCCUGAGCUUACUCCUGACGAGCAAAGAUGUGAAAAACAUUUCAAGAGUACUGUCUCACGGGAUUCAACAGGUCGAUACACAGUUCCACUAAAAUCAUCACCUGAUACUCUUGGCGAUUCGUAUCUCACUGCGCAUCGAUGUUUGCAAAGUUUACAAAAGAGACUCUCCCGAGAUGACAACUAUCGACGUCUGUAUCAUCAAUUUAUGACAGAAUAUCGAGAUCUCAACCACAUGAAGAAAGCCUCACCCGUUUCCAGUCAGCAAACGCAAUAUUAUUUGCCACAUCACGGAGUGCUCAAACCAGACAGUGCAACCACGAAAUUACGUGUGGUAUUCAAUGGCUCGAGCGCAUCCACAUCUGGCCGCUCACUUAAUGAUAUCAUGCACACGAGAGCCAAGUUGCAUUUAGACGUCACCGAUGUCUUACUCUGGAUUCGACAAUUUCGACACCUAGUUGCCACGGACAUCACCAAGAUGUAUAGACAGAUCAACGUGCAUGAAGAUGACUGGAACUUACAACGGAUUCUCUGGCUCGACAAACUGCUCAAUGAAGUGGCAUAUUAUCUAACCACGGUCACGUAUAGCACCAAGGCUGCCCCGUUCUUGGCAGGAAUGUUUAAAAGGAAUGUUUAG
Molecule: messenger RNA, 1134 nt
Organism: Temnothorax curvispinosus
Lineage: Eukaryota; Metazoa; Arthropoda; Insecta; Hymenoptera; Formicidae
Exons: 2
Coding region: 1-1134 (377 amino acids)
Source: RefSeq, a predicted model, not a curated record